CGGGCCGCGGCUUCAUUCGGCUUUCAGCGCUCGGUGUUGGCGUGUCGGUGUGUGAACCCAUCUUCCUAUCUAUCUCGCCCUCCCCGUCCCCCCUUUACGUGAGAAAAAAGCAAACGCGCAAGAGGACUUAACGCAGCGAAGACAUGUCUGGACGCGGCAAAGGCGGUAAGACCAAGGGAAAGGCGAAGACCCGAAGCAGCAGGGCCGGGCUGCAGUUCCCCGUGGGAAGAAUCCAUCGCCUUCUCAGGAAAGGCAACUACGCGGAGCGUGUUGGCGCCGGUGCACCGGUCUAUCUCGCCGCCGUGAUGGAAUAUCUGGCGGCCGAAGUGCUCGAGUUGGCUGGAAACGCCGCCAGGGACAACAAAAAGACUAGGAUAAUCCCACGCCACUUGCAACUGGCCAUUCGCAAUGACGAGGAAUUGAACAAAUUGUUAUCUGGGGUGACCAUUGCUCAAGGUGGAGUUCUGCCUAAUAUCCAAGCAGUCCUGCUGCCGAAGAAGACUGGUACCGGUGGCUCUGGCAAGGGCGACAAGGCGUCACAGGAAUAUUAGAUUUAUUACACGUUUAUAACUUUUAACUACAACUUUAGAGACAUGUCUUUGUUUUGUGAAACAAUCAGAGAAAGAAAAACGAAUGUCCUUACAAAUCAGCACGAUAAAGCUAGAUUUUACGUGGGCCCGAAGAUAAGAAAAUGUAGAGUUUGAUAACAAACGUUUAAAUCAUCAUAAGCUUUCUUGUUAUUUUAUUAUCUUCAUGAAUCCAGAUUUGUGAACAUUAUCUUCUUUUUUAUCAACAACUAAUUCGAGAAAGCUAGAUGAAGCUACCACUUUAAUUUGCUCUACCAAGUCUCGUUCAGAACAUCUUAAGAUGUAUUUUAUGCUGAAUUAUUCUUUGAUUGAACAUUUAUACGUUACAUGAGUAGCAAUUUUAAAUUCCUGUUUCGAUUUUAAUACAGACUUUAACGCAAUGUAUUUGAUAUUUUAUUUAAAUGCUUUCGUGACAUUUAUACGUGUUCUUUCCUGCAUGCGUACACAUUUUGUCUGUUCUAUUUUUAAUUUUUUAUCUUUAGUGUCAUUAGUUUAUUCUCCAGUGUCUUAUUAUAUUAAAGAUUUGAAGAUGUAUUACAAAAACGCUUAAAUGUUUUUGUUGAAUGUAAACGAUAUUUAAUGCAAAAAUAAAAAGCAUUGCGUCCA
This is a messenger RNA of Monomorium pharaonis (pharaoh ant), 1193 nucleotides long. RefSeq names its product histone H2A. Gene Ontology annotation, molecular function: DNA binding; protein heterodimerization activity; structural constituent of chromatin. The record is from RefSeq and is a predicted model, not a curated record. Lineage: Eukaryota; Metazoa; Arthropoda; Insecta; Hymenoptera; Formicidae. Gene Ontology annotation, cellular component: nucleosome. The coding region runs from base 144 to 551 and encodes 135 amino acids. The transcript is spliced from 3 exons.